UACCACCGUCAAACAUGCGCAGAAUAAUGAAAAAUACGUCAAUAUGGCAUCUUUUGAAAUAUACCAUUUUAAUAUUUUCAGCAUCAGCUGUUGUGAUAAAUAAAGCUGAAGAAUUGAUUCAUAAGGUUUAGCUUAUUUCAGAAAUGUGUAAUUUGUCAUGGGUGCAAUUGCCUCAGUGCUACAAUGGCAUUGUGUCUCUUGUAGUUACAUUAAUCCAACAGAAAAACUGAAAUGUAAUAGAUGUGGUGCACUCAGACAGACUGAUAUAAAUAAAGAAACUAUUGACCACAGCCCGGAUAUUUCAACAUUGACUAAACAUUUUAUUGAAACCUCAAAUUUCACUGUUAUUAAAAGGUUUACAUCUAAAGGUGAUAAACUUAUCCAGAGGAAUAGCAACGGAAAACAAUCAGACAAGAAGUGUUCCACUUUUGUGAAAAAUACCGUACUUAAUUCCCUGCUCCUUUUGAAUAGAAGUUCAUCAAUAAAAAAUGUUAAAAGAAAACCUUGUAUUUCUCUAAGGAAAUCACAAAGUUUGUUGGACUUGAAUUACUCUGUGUGUAAUAAAUGCAAGGUGAUAUUUAAAUGUUCUACAUAUUUGUGUAUACUGUGCGACUCAGCCUUGGAAAAAAUGAAUAUGACACAAUCACCAUGUAAACAUUGCUCUUUAACACCAGUUGAACAUCCUCAGAACUCUAGUGUUUAUAAAAGAUAUGAUAUUCUUCCUAAAGGAUGUCAGUGUCAACAAAAUAAAAGCAAGUUUGUUUCAUUAUCAAAUGUUCAGAGUUAUAGUUGUUCUGUAGUUAAGAAAAAAUGUGAUUCUGCAAUUGAUGGUGAUAUUCCCAAAAAUAUCAGGACUACAGCAAGUGGUAUAAACGAUCAAUCUAGAUGUAAUCAGAAUCAGUGGCCUCUGAAAUCUGGAGGACUAAUGUCAACAUGGACUUGCAGUAGAUGUACCUUGUUAAACAAUGCAGAUAUUUUAGUGUGUGAAGCUUGUGAAACACCUUAUAAUUCAGAUCCUAACAGUAAUAUGAGCCCUAGUGUUAUAAUUAAAGUAGAUAAUUGGACUGAUGAUAAGACCCUGAGAAACACCUCAGGCUUAAUGAUGGAAAAAAGCCCAAGCUAUCGGAGGUCGUUUUCAGAAUUAAGUUCCUCUCAAAAUUUUCAUUUCAACAUAAAUCGCCGUAGUUUAGGAAAUGAACUAACACGAUUUUCGUUUCCAAAGUCUAGCACUUCAAUGACUGAUAUCCAAGGAUCUCAUAAUUUUCCCUUAGCCGAAGUACUACUGCCAGACAAGGCCUGCUGUAAUCUAAAUAAAAGUUCUAGUGAUUUAUCUGGAAAAUUAUCAUGCAAUGCAUCACCCACUCAAUAUAGUUACAUUGGCAUUUCAGAACCUGAAAAGAAAAAUCACAUUUAUCAAAACCAGAAAAUGAGCAAUGGACAAAAAAUAGAUUUUGACCCAGAACAACACGAUAAAAUUAUGCUAUCUCUUAAGAGGGGUAUACCUAAUACUUCAACAAAUUGGUCUCUGAAAGAAAGGAAGUGGACUUGCCAAAUGUGUUCUUAUUCUUAUAAUAGUCUAGAUAAUGAUCAGUGUGAAAUAUGUAAAGACCAAAGAAGCAAACCUUCCGUCAGUCAGCCGAGUACAAUUACUGUUACUGAUGACAGUACAGCAAUAUCAUUUCCUUGGAAGGGUAUGGGUAAAGUACCAAUAGCAACGCUUGAUCAGGAUUUGGAUGACGAUUUCCAGUUUCCAAUUGGUGAAUGUACUAGCAACGAGCAAACAUGGACUUGCAAAAAAUGCACUUUGGUAAAUAGCGUCAAAUCAAUGAGUUGCGAUGCUUGUUGCGGAUCGAAACUCAAAUCGAUGUCUGUCAGCAACGAUAUGACUUUAAGGAAAGGGGAGUUCUGGACCUGCGCCCUGUGCACCCUGAAAAAUCCUCUCAGUUAUCUUCAUUGUUCAGCUUGUAAGGAACCCAGAAAGACUGUAUUAUCCAGAGGUGGAUCACCAAAUCACCUACAAGAAAAAAAAAGUUCUAAUCGAAUAGGAGCUCUUCCCGUUUUGAAUAUGGAAAGUGCAAAGAUAAAUCUGAAAUCGGACAAGGAUAUUGCACCGCCAAGACCAGUGUCUCUCCAAUUUAAACCUUGGAGUUGUAAGUAUUGUACAUUCGAGAACAAUAAGUCUAAAAUUAUGUGUGACAUGUGCCAGAAAAUGCGCGAAGACAUAGAAGCAAAACCAGAGGAACCUCAUCGGUUCAGUGAUGAGGAAAUAGCAGAUAAACACUGGAGUUAUAUUGUCCGUUAUUGCAGAUCCCGUAAGCAAAGUUACAUAGAUGAAUCGUUCAAACCUGGCAACUAUAGUUUAUAUUAUUAUCCUUCCGACUCGAACAUACCUCAUGUAGUUAAGUGGAAAAGAGUGAAAGAUAUAACUGUAGAUGAUGGACCAGACAGCGACUUAUCUUGGACUGUGUUCCGAAGACCUCAUAUAUCAGAUAUUUCACAAGGUAUCCUUGGAAACUGCUGGCUUUUGAGCGCUUUAACAGUUUUGGCAGAAAGAGAAGAAUUAUUGAGAGCUAUAAUCAUAACAAGAGAUAUUUGUCCACAAGGUGUAUAUCAAGUUAGGUUAUGUAAAGAUGGAAGAUGGAAUACUGUACUUGUCGAUGAUUACUUUCCUUGCGACAAAAGAGGUCACUUGUUGUACUCUCAGGCUAAGAGAAAACAGCUGUGGGUACCAUUGAUAGAGAAAGCUGUUGCGAAAAUUCACGGUUGUUAUGAAGCUCUAGUAUCCGGAAGAACAAUAGAAGGUCUUGCAACUUUAACUGGUGCUCCUUGCGAAUCUAUUCCACUCCAAAUUACAAUGAAGUCUGAUGAAGAAUUGGAUAUUGAUUUCAUAUGGGCACAAUUGCUCUCAUCGAGGGAGGCUUUAUUCCUAAUGGGUGCAUCUUGUGGUGGGGGAAAUAUGCGGGUGGAUGAACAGGAAUUUUAUAGUAAAGGUCUAAGAACGAGACAUGCAUAUUCACUAUUGGAUGUAGUAGACAUAAAGGAAUAUCGACUAUUAAAAUUGAGAAAUCCAUGGGGCCAUUUUGUAUGGAAGGGAGACUGGUCUAACAAUUCCUCUUUCUGGACGCCUUUGCUAAGACUGCAAUUGAUGCCAGAUGGACCCGAAGAUGGUACUUUCUGGAUAUCGUUCGAAGAUGUGUUGAAAUAUUUUGACUCAAUAGAUAUAUGUAAGAUUAGACCAACAUGGAGGGAAACUAGAUUGAGUGGCAUUCUGCCACCGAUAGCAGUUCAGCAAUACCUGUCAUGUAUAUCUGUGACUAUUUCCGAACCUACCGAGGUUGAUUUCACUUUAUUUCAAGAGGGACAGAGAAAAAGCGAGAAGUCUCAACGCUCUCAGUUGGACUUGUGUGUGGGAAUUUUCAAAGCAACAUCGGAGAAUUCUAUCGGGAGUUUGGUGGAACAUAGUAAGAGGCAGGUGAGAGGGUUUGUUGGUUGCAACAAAAUGCUGGAGCCAGGAAAGUAUUCUGUUAUACCUUUGGCAUUCAACCAUUGGAACACGGGACUGGUAGAUCCCAAUGCUUUUCCAAGAUAUGUUCUUUCAAUACACAGUUCAAAACCGGUUUUCGCCAAGCAUACAACACCUUCUGAAUUCCUCUUAGCCGAUACUAUUAUUUCAUUAACAAUGGAUAAAGGAACUCGACAUCAUGGAAGGGAUGGAAUGACAGCAUACUAUCUCACUAAAGGUUGGGCUGGAUUAGUAGUGAUGGUGGAAAAUAGGCAUGAGAAUAAAUGGCUUCAUGUCAGAUGCAACUGUUGUGAGAGCUAUAAUGUUGUAUCAACUCGCGGAUCACUCGAAGCCAUUGAUUCUAUACCUCCCAUGACGAGACAGGUCAUUAUAGUUCUAACUCAAUUAGAAGGUGUUGGAGGUUUUUCUAUUGCACAUAGACUUACUCACCGAACAUCAAAUUCACCAACCUUAUAUGACUGGGGUCCCGAAGGCAGAAGUCACAACCCAGAGCUUGACAGUCAAACUAUUGGUUUACAUUCUCCAAGACCUAUAUGUUAAUCCCCAUUCACGAUUUUAGAGACUAUUGUUGCAAAAAAUUCAAAUUUUUAACGAAUAAUAUUUCUUUGAGAAUAUUUCUCACAAUCAUAUGAUUUUGAAGUUGAUUUUAAUCUGAGUUCAGAUUGUUAUUGUGAUUUUCAAGCGAAGUUUUGUUUCUAUGAAAUAUUCUGGUAUAUAAUGAGUGUUUUUUUUUAAAUAAUUCUGUCUGAAAUCAUAAUUAACCCGAAAAUGAUUUGUUUACUGUCACAAUAUAUGUGUAAUUUUAGGUAAAAAAGUGAUUCUUCCCGAGUUACAUGUAGGAAGAGAUGAAAAGGUUUGCCCUUUUGAAACUAUAAAUACAAUUAUUAGGGUUAAAAAUUUAUUUGAAUGUUUUUCAUAUCAGUUUGAGAACAUUUUAAUAAAAAUACAGUGCAGUGCAAUAAUUGUGGAAUAUUAUUUCAUUCCGUUUAUUUGUUUUUGAGGACCUGGAAUAUUUUAUAAUAUUAAAGGGUAUUGAUAAGUUUUCCGCAUACUAUUUAUAGAUUUAAUUGCAUUACAAAUAUUCAUCUCAAGUAGAAAACAACGUUUAAUUUUGACCAAAUGAAGAUUUUAUUCCUGUUACUCUUACUAGUGUUUAUUGUUCCCUUGUUGUUUUAAGACUGAUAUUAUUAUAUGUGAGUUCAACAAAUUUUUUUUAUCUCUUAGUUGCAAUCUAUCUUUGAUGACGAAAUUAUUUUUGAAGUGGAUAUUGUUACCUUUAUGUUCAAAUUUAAGCUUAUUUGUAGUGAUAUUUUCUACUGUAAAAAUAAAUCACAGUGUGUUAAUUAAA
Molecule: messenger RNA, 4871 nt
Organism: Harmonia axyridis
Lineage: Eukaryota; Metazoa; Arthropoda; Insecta; Coleoptera; Coccinellidae
Gene: sol
Product: calpain-D
Exons: 16
Coding region: 158-4063 (1301 amino acids)
Biological process (GO): proteolysis
Cellular component (GO): cytoplasm
Molecular function (GO): calcium-dependent cysteine-type endopeptidase activity
Source: RefSeq, a predicted model, not a curated record